AUGGAGCCGAACCUGGCACGCGUGGAUUACCUGCAGGUGGGAGUCACGGCGCAGAAGACGAUGAGGCUGCUGCCCGCAUCCGGGAAGAAGGCCACGCAGAAGGUGGUUGUUGGAGAUCAGGAUGGGGUCGUUACGUGUUUUGGCAUAAAAAAGGGGGAAGCUGUGCCAGUGUUCAAGACACUGCCAGGACAAAAGAUCUCCAGACUGGAGCUGGGAGGAGCUCUUAAUACACCACAAGAGAAAAUUUUUGUGGCUACAGGAUCUGAAGUCAGAGGAUUCACAAAAAGAGGGAAGCAGUUUCUUUCCUUUGAAACUAACCUUGCUGAAAGCAUCAAAGCUAUGUACAUUUCAGGAGCAGAUCUCUUUCUCUGUGCAAGCUACAUCUACAACCAUUACUGUGACUGCAAGGACCAGCACUACUUCCUAUCAGGAGAUAAAAUCAAUGAUGUUCUCUGCCUUCCUGUAGACAAAGUGAACUGCAUCACACCAGUGCUUGCGUGUCAGGACAGAAUCCUCAGGGUGUUACAGGGAUCUGAUUUGCUGUAUGAAGUAGAACUUCCUGGACCACCUACUGUUCUUGCUCUGAGCAAUGGCAAUGGAGGUGAUUCUGGGGAAGAAAUUGUGUAUGGGACUUCUGAUGGGAAGUUGGGUCUUACCCAGAUUACUGGUACCAAGGCAAUACCAAGGUGGGAAAUUGGAAAUGAAAAGAAGAGAGGAGGUAUUCUGUGUAUUGAUAGUUUUGACAUCCUGGGAGAUGGAGUUAAGGAAUUACUUGUUGGACGAGAUGAUGGAAUGAUAGAGAUUUAUAACUUUGAGAGUGCUGAUGAUCCUGUCCUUCGACAUGAUUAUGCUUUGUCAGAGAGCAUUGCAUCAAUCCAGGGUGGUUGCGUGGGAAAAGAUGGCUAUGAUGAAAUUUUAGCAGCAACAUACUCAGGCUGGCUGACAGGACUGACUACAGAACCUGUCCAUAGAGAAGGUGGAUCAGGUGAAGAACUAAAAUUAAGUCAAGAAAUGCAGAGCAAGAUUUCAUCCUUAAGGAAUGAAUUGGAACAAUUGCAGAUAAAAGUACUUCACGAACGGGAGAAAUACCAGCAGUCCUCUCAGUCCAGCACUGCAGUUUCCUCAGUACCUGCUUUCAGUGUGAAUGACAAGUUCACACUGAACAAGGAUGAUGCCAGCUACAGCCUCAUCUUGGAGGUGCAGACAGCCAUAGAUAACGUCCUGGUGCAGAGUGACGUCCCCCUGGACUUGCUGGAUGUGGAUAAAAAUUCUGCUGUUGUUAGUUUUAGCAGCUGUGAUUCUGAGCCAAAUAGCAACUUUCUUCUUGCAACUUACAGAUGCCAAGCAAAUACUACAAGACUUGAACUUAAGGUUCGCUCGAUUGAAGGACAGUACGGGACACUUCAGGCGUACGUAACUCCCAGAAUUCAACCAAAAACCUGUCAAGUUCAUCAAUAUCAAAUUAAGCCACUUUCACUUCACCAAAGAACUCAUUCUAUCGACCAGGACAGGCCCAUGAAUACACUGAUGCUCAAAGGCCAGUUCAGUUUUGCUGAAAUUCACUCCUGGGUUGUGUUUUGCUUGCCUGAGGUGCCUGAAAAGACUCCUGCUGGAGAAUGCAUCACCUUUUAUUUUCAGAACACUUUCCUAGGAACACAGCUUGAAAGUACUUACAGAAAAGGUGAGGGAUAUUUUAAAUCUGACAACAUCUCUACAAUAUCCAUCCUCAAAGAUGUGCUUUCCAAAGAGGCUACUAAAAGGAAGAUUAAUCUCAACAUAUCGUAUGAUGUAAAUGAAGAAUCUGUGAGGCACACAUUAAAGCUUAUCCACCCUAAAUUAGAGUAUCAGCAGCUGCUGGCCAAGAAGGUUCACUUAAUAGAUGCUUUGAGAGAAUUACAAGUUCAUGAAGGCAGUGUGGACUUCCUGCUCCCAAAAUACCGCAGCAUUUUGGAAGAGGCAGAUCAGCUGCUUGAGGAAUACAAGAGACAGCCUGCACAUCUCGAGAGACUUUAUGGUAUGAUCACAGAUCUCUUCAUAGAUAAAUUUAAAUUUAAAGGCACCAAUGUGAAAACCAAAGUUCCUCUCCUUCUGGAAAUUCUGGAUGGCUGUGAUCAAGAUGGAUUGAUUGCUUUUUUUGAUGCUGCCUGA
Molecule: messenger RNA, 2148 nt
Organism: Cinclus cinclus
Lineage: Eukaryota; Metazoa; Chordata; Aves; Passeriformes; Cinclidae
Gene: BBS7
Product: Bardet-Biedl syndrome 7
Exons: 19
Coding region: 1-2148 (715 amino acids)
Biological process (GO): non-motile cilium assembly; intracellular protein localization; intracellular transport
Cellular component (GO): ciliary basal body; axoneme; membrane
Molecular function (GO): protein binding
Source: RefSeq, a predicted model, not a curated record